Molecule: messenger RNA, 2850 nt
Organism: Priapulus caudatus
Lineage: Eukaryota; Metazoa; Priapulida; Priapulimorpha; Priapulimorphida; Priapulidae
Product: E3 ubiquitin-protein ligase UBR4-like
Exons: 23
Coding region: 1-2850 (949 amino acids)
Source: RefSeq, a predicted model, not a curated record
AUGGGCGACACGCCGGCGGCGGUCUCGAGCGCGGCAAGGGCGAAGGAAACACAAAGAACAGCUUCGCCGGCGAAGAAGGAUCCGGCGCCGGGCAGGUCGUCGAAGCACGCAAAAAGGGCGCACCAGUGUUUGGGAGUGCUCUCUCUGGCUCUCGCGUCGAAGGCGAUACACCUGAUGAGCUCUCUGAUGGAGGAUCUGUCUGUGGAGUGCUUUGCGACGGAGGAGGAGGCCAGCCUGCCGGCGGCGGAGCUGGGCAGGGUGGUGGAUACCUACACAGCGUGGCAGCGCAUACGGCUGCUGCGCAAUGACGUCCACAUGACCAACCUGCUCUUCUCACUGUUCACGACCGCCUACAGGAAGGCUUGCAUGCUGAAGAAACAACACAAAGGCAGCGAUGAGAUAGAGACUGCGAGCACUUCAGAUUCAAACACGUUCUACGAAGAUGAUUUCAGUAGUUCAGAGGGUAGCAGCGCAGAAGAAGAUGAGGAUAGCGAACCGAUAUUCGGCCACUGGUUUGAGGAGACUGUUUCGCAGCAUGGCCGGGAGCCCACUGCUCCCGCCAUCCCUCCUCCACCGAGCACGGAGGGUGGCAAGUCUAACAAGCAGCGUGGAGACUCACCGAUCGUGCUCAUCGACUUUGACAGAAGGGAACCGGAAGGGUAUAUGACGUUAGCAACCGAUGUUAUGCUGUUUAUGAAUCAGCAUUUCCUGAACUCGAAUCAUUCUGAGAUACAGGAAUAUGUCAGGACAUCAUUUGGAGAGCCCCACAUGGCCAGCUUAGCCUGUGUGAUCCGAGAUCUGGACAGGGAUACAAACAGAGAGAGCUCGAACGCGUGCCACGUUUGUGAAGACUUCAGCAGUGCACUUGCAAAGUUCAACCACAACCUCAUCGCAACGGGCCUGCUAACCGAAGCGCACCAGGACGUGCUGCUCACGCAGCUGGGAGUGAGCCUGAUGUCGAAGGCAGACUGGCCCCUGCAGGUGUUCCCACGCACGCUCGCCGUUCUCGCUCAGGUGCUCAUACUGUGGCAGCAGAGAGAUCGCGAUCAGCUGAAGUGGGACAGCGAGGUGGUGAUUGUCAACAUCUUGGAGCGAUUCCUCGACGCGCUGCGGUGCGGCGCGCUCAAUCAGGACGCACUGCAGGUGGAGGACAUGGAAGACGUGAACGUGGAGCAUCUCCAGCUGCUGCUCUUCUUCUUCCACACGCUGCCUCGCAUGCAGAAGAAAAUGAUCGUUAUCAAGUGUGGACACCUGAUGGUUGAAUUCGGAGAGCUAGACAAAAGCUUCCUGGAGGGGAGUGUGCAUCCUCACAUCACUCGAUUCGUCCUGCUGUUUGAAUACCUGCUGCACAACUUCUACGCCGCACCUCUGGCCCUUACCGAACAGGUGCAGUGGAAUCUGUUCACGUACCAGACGAGCGGUCAGCUGAUGUCGACGGCGGCCGAGGCGGAGAACGUGCUCGCGCAGGCUAAGAUCAAGCUGCAUUUCCCCUGCAAGGAAGUGGAGGACAGCUACAGGAAGAACAUAUCGUGUUGCGACGGACCCGGUGCAGCGAUGAAGCCCAGGUUUUAUCAUAUUUGUUCUACCGACUUCAACAUGCAUAAAACCCCUCACAUAGACGGACUGGGAGCGACGACGCUCAUGUCCGGCAAGGACCAGCUCGACUACAACCGCUUCUACGAAGCCUGCAUGACGAUGCUGAACGUGGGCGUAAACUACGGCAGCAAGCAGCAGCAGCAGCAGCAGCAGCAGCAGCAGCAGCAGCAGCAGCAGGCGGGGGAGACGACGACGACGACGACGACGACGACGACGACGACGAGUGGCAAGCCCUCGCUGCUGGGUGCCUGCUUCCUGCAGUAUCACUUCAUGACAGCGUGGCGUCUCAUGGCCUGCCUGCCACCGUCCAUCAAGUACAUCGAGAGCCUCAAUACGGACAGCCUUCCGAGCGACGGAGCGCACCUGUUAAACCUGCUACGCUGGGCACCAAGGCUCGCCCAUAGAGCAUUCAACACGUGGACCAAGGAUUACCUCGUGAAGCAAGGUCUCACAAACACCGAUGCUGAGCUUCUGGUUCAGAACUCCAGCAAGGCUUGCAAUAGUGUCAGCUUCGAUAUCAAACUCACAGAGAUGUUUGUCGCGAAACAGCUGUCGUUGUUUCCCGGUUGCCAUGCCAACACCAUCGUCGCCCCGGAGCGUCUGCCUAGUCUGAUGGAUGUCUAUCUGCUGGACGCCGUCAUCGCCAAAGUACACGUCUCGCUUGACGACAGCUUCUCAAAACCCGCGCCUGACAGCGAUCCUCAGAACGUGGUGGAGGCAGCACAAAGGCUGCUGCCUCCUAUAUUCACUCUCAUCGACACCUACCGAGCAUUCAUCAGGUCUAGCCUGCUGCAGCAGCCUCCGUCGCAGGGCGCCGCGGCGACGGCAGCGUCUAGCCUGCUGCAGCAGCCUCCGUCGCAGGGCGCCGCGGCGACGGCAGCGUCUAGCCUGCUGCAGCAGCCUCCGUCGCAGGGCGCCGCGGCGACGGCAGCGUACGGCGUCGCGCUGAGCAUCGCUCGCACGCGCGUCGCCGUCAAGCUGUCCGACCUCAACAUGGGCAUCGUCGGAUACUUCCCGCAGUCGCUGCGAAACACGCUCGACAAGUGGAAGGGCAGCGGCUCGUCCGAUUUCCCAGCGAUCGGCGCCUGGAAGAACGCGUUUGCGAACGACAACCUGCCGUCUGUGAGCUACGCGUCGGCGAUCACCACCGCGCACAUCGCCACCGUGUCCGGCCAGCCCCUGUUCUGCUGUGGGGCGUCCCUCAAGCACGCGCUGCACGCUCUCGUCUGCCUGUGCAGCGACCUCACGACAUAA